Plectropomus leopardus (leopard coralgrouper) is the source of this 2552-nucleotide messenger RNA. RefSeq lists its product as uncharacterized. The record is from RefSeq and is a predicted model, not a curated record. NCBI's taxonomy places the organism in Eukaryota, Metazoa, Chordata, Actinopteri, Perciformes, Serranidae. Gene Ontology annotation, molecular function: ubiquitin-protein transferase activity.
CAGACCUUUAGACUCUGAUAGAUCACAGCUUGAGGUAAUGAGAGCUCAGCUGUUGAGAUGUUUGGAAGGCCACCAUCACCUGAGAAAUAUUAGGAGCUUCAGCUGACACUAGAGAGGAAAACAGAAAGCAGUGCGAGGCAAAAGAACGAUUAAGAGGGACGAGAGAUCAACGAGAUACAAGGAAAUAAGACAAAAUAAAGAGUAAGAGCAAAGGAGAGGACAAGAAUCUAGGUCAAGACACAAAAAGUGGAGCAACAAAGUUGAGAAAAAAAAAGUUUGAAGUUGUCUUAGAGAGGAUGAGGCUGAGCAAAAGGAAGGCGGCACUGCUGGUCAUCACAGAAAACAUUGAGAUGGAGCUGUUUGCUUCAGAGGAGGCCUGCAUGGUGACAUUAACACAGGAGGAGGAGGAGGAGGACAGCUUUGACCAGAGACACCUGGAGCAUCCUCUUGUCCCUGACUCUGAGGAUGAAGCAGAGCCGCAGCUUCAGACCCCACCCAGGCAGCUGCCAAAGCCCAAAACACAGUCUCCAGCCAAGGUAGAGGCCGAGCACUGCCCUCCUGUCCUGGAGUUCAUGGAGGAUAUAGAGAUAGAAAUGGAGGUGUUUCAUCCCCUCAGAGCGUCUGAGAUUGAGCUAAUGGAGAUAAAAUCAGAUCAUUCUUCCAUCAUGACCUUGCGUUCCCCAAACGGAGCUGGCCGUCUCAAAUGGAAGAGACUGACUCCGCAGAAGACCGGACUGGUGGUCAAAGAUGUGGUCUGUCUACCCAGUGGACACUACCUGGCACAGCUGGAGAGACACACUGUUCCACGAGGCAAAGAGCGAGCAGCUCUAGCGGCCAUGGGAAUGACUGCUCGUAUUACCAUUGAUUAUGGGUGGUCGGCCAAUCAGAUGGAGAGUCGGCUGGCGGCACUCUUCCGGGGGAGGUUUGCAAAACGGGCAGGGCAGAGGUUCUCCUUCACAUAUCUACAGUGUGUGCCGGGCUCUAGGGUGCUGUUUGUCCCUGAAGCCCCUGCAGAAGGCUGGACUGGAGAGCAGGUACUCGGGACCUCUGGACAUGGUGCCUUGUACAUCCUCAGCCACCAGGACUAUCCACAGGCAGAAUCUGAGAAGUCAGCAAGCGAGACACAUGUGGUGAACAGGAGGGAGUUUUGUCUAGAGGCCAGUACAGAGAGCUGCCCGGACGAAGACAAUCAGCAAGGAAGACAGACUUGUGUUCCCAGCACCACAGAGGAGUUCCCUCUCGACCUGGACUCCAUCCUGAGACUUUUCAGACAAGAGAAUAUGGAUCGAGACGUGGAGACCCACAUCCAGGUGAGGAGGAGAGACCUGCUCCGCAGCGCCCUGAAGGUGGUUAGGAGACCGGAUUUCUGUUUCAGGACGACACCCAUCGUUUCCUUCAGUGGAGAGGAGACUGACGGCCAUGACGGACCUCUCCGGGAGUUCUUCAGAUUGACUUUGCUGGAGCUGCAGCAGAGUUCUAUUUUUGAGGGUCCCCCGGGGCGUCUGUUCUUGACCUAUGACCUUGCAGCUCUUGAGGACAGGAAGUAUUACAAAGCAGGUGUUCUUAUUGGCUGGUCUCUUGCUCAGGGUGGACCUGGACCACGUUGUCUACACCCUGCGCUCUACCAGUUGAUGUGUGGCCAGAAUCCAUCUUUGGAGGGCUUCAGCUGGGGGGACAUUGUUGAUGCUGAAGCGCAGAUCCGACUGCAACAGCUGCAGAGUUGCACUGAUGUAAAGCUGCUAUCUCCUGGUCUGUGUGACUGGGUAUCGAGCUGUGGGAUCCCUGGAAUCUAUUCAGCUCAUUCUGAUGACACACCAUCCAUCUAUAUCCGCCUGGUCAAACAUUACAUCUACCACAGGGUGGCCAGUAUGAUCUCCCAGUUCACAGAGGGGCUGAACAGUUGUGGUGGAUUGUGGGAUACAGUAUUGUCUCACUGGAGAGAGUUUAUGCCAGUGAUGACGAGCGCACAGCAGCAGCCUUUGACCCUGGAACAGUUCAAACAGCUUUUCACAGUCUGCUACAGUCAACAAGACAGCCAGCUGCGGGCAGCGGAGGCAGCAACAGCUGGACACUGGGAAACAGUCCUCACCUUGGUCAGCGAUGGUCAGACAGAUUUCUCCUUUGAAGACCUCCUCGCCUUCAUCACUGGAGCUGAUCAUCUGCCUCCCCUUGGCUUCACCACAUCCAUCUCCUUGUGUUUUUACUCCCAGGACACGAGCACCUCAUGUGUGCGUCUUCCUCACGCCUCCACCUGCACUCUGGAGCUCUUUCUGCCAAGGGGAGCGGCGGGGGCCACAGACCUGUCAGCACUGCUGAGCAGAUCCGUGCACGAGGCCCUCGGCUUUACACGUUACCAGUCACAGGGAGAUGGAGAGGACAGCUGCAUCAAUGCAGUGAUAAAUAUAUGAAGUUUAUAAAGAUUCUGCUGAAGCUUGACUUUUUGGGGCUUAAAGUUUUCCACAGUAUAUGAUCAUCUUCUUGACACCUUAACAGAAUAACUUGUUUGAAUACUUCCUACAUUGUGUCUCAGCUGAUAUUUAGGAUUUGAUAUA